AUGAUUGAAGCAUUAGAUGAAAAAGAAAAUCUUACCAAUCAUUGGAGGUUUCUCUUCAUGCUUCCUGUAGAUCCCAAGCUGGGAAAAAUGAUUAUAAUUGGAGCUAUAUUUCGGUGCUUUGAUCUUAUUCUUACAAUAUUUGGUGGCUUUAGUGUCAAAGAUCGUUUCCUCUUGUCCCAAGAUAAGAGAGAUUUAGAAGGGACUACAAAGUUUAGGUUUUCUGCUAAAGAUUACAACGAUCAUAUGGCUCUUGUUCGAGCAUAUGAAGGAUGGAAAAUGAUGAAAGAGAAGGAUCAACGUAUGAAUACUGCUGGAGAAAUUUUCUCUUUGCCCAAACUCUUCAGGCAAUUCGUUCUCUUCGGAAGCAAUUCAGCUUCAUCUUGA
Lathyrus sativus (Indian pea) is the source of this 384-nucleotide messenger RNA. NCBI's taxonomy places the organism in Eukaryota, Viridiplantae, Streptophyta, Magnoliopsida, Fabales, Fabaceae. The record is from the annotation of a GenBank genome assembly.